Messenger RNA from Metarhizium album ARSEF 1941, 3549 nucleotides. Its product is annotated as Enhancer of polycomb-lik. The coding region runs from base 1 to 3549 and encodes 1182 amino acids. Lineage: Eukaryota; Fungi; Ascomycota; Sordariomycetes; Hypocreales; Clavicipitaceae. Gene Ontology annotation, biological process: regulation of transcription by RNA polymerase II. The record is from RefSeq and is a predicted model, not a curated record. The transcript has 3 exons.
AUGGCUCCGGCCUCGCCAUCUCCGAGGAGGACGCCUUCGGGCCGUCCUCGAGGCCGUCCGCUCGGAUCGACCAAUGCAGCGCGCGCGGCGAGACAGGCCUUGACUGCUACGUCUGCGACGGAGCCGCCACCCAAGAGGCGUCGUUACGUGCCUGGAGGACCUGGUGGGGGCGGUAGAUUUGUAGAAACUGACGACUUGGAGAUACAAGUGACGACUUCUGCGCCCAGGUCCAGGACAACCGCCGUGCGAAGCGCCAUCAAUGGCAAGUCACCGUCUGUGAUGCCCCGACGAGAGAGGAGCACCCGGUCCCGCGCCUCCGCAAGCGAAGAGCUCGAGGAAAUGCGGUGGGGGUCGGCUGCUGCCGUGGCGGCAUCGGUCAAGCAGGCCGAGGACUAUAAACCACGAGAGGAGCGAAGCUGGGAGGAAUUUCAUCCGAACCUUGAUAUCGAAAAGACUUUUAUGAUCUUUUGGGCAGACGAGGUCGAUGGCAUUGCGCGAGACACGCCCGGUACGCCCGCUUUGCAAACUCCAGGAACGCCGCUUGCGAAUGGGUCGAUGACCCCUUCGAGACACAUCAACGCCGCGUCUACAGGUACUACGCCGAAUCCCCAAGUCAAGCCGGACGCAAAUGCAUCCGAUAACCAAACUGGGACUCCGUCAAGGCGGUCACGUAGGCCGACGCGCGAAGUUGUCAGCUUUUACAAUGCCCGGCCAUCAGACCUUGCACCGACACCUCGCACACCCAAGAUAUUACCUAUACACAACCAAACACCAAAGGAAAAACUGGACCUGAAACUACCAUCGUAUCGCCGGACAAACCGGAUCGAGUUAUUCGAGAGCAAGACCUUUGGUCAGGCAAGAUACGUCGACAAGGCAAUGAGUAACGUUGGCUAUCAGGAAAGCGACCAGUUCAUUCGUCCCGACUCUACAUUGAUCAAGGCCAUUGAUACAAAUGCGGAGGAAGACCUCGACCUCACUCCCAUGAUUAGCAGCGAUGAUCAUCAUCAUCAUACGAAAUUGGGCAAGGUGGAAUAUGAUAUGGAUGAGCAAGAUGACAUGUGGUUGGAACACUUGAAUACUCUGCGGAAGCAGAAUGAGCUGGAAACCAUCACGAGAGAAGUCUUCGAGAUAACAAUAACGAAAAUCGAGAAGGAGUGGCACGCGUUGGAAAAGAGAAUACCGAAGCCCAAUCCCAAGCCACCGCAGACGCAUCGCCCUAGGUCGGGCUCUGCUGCCGCGGUGAAUGGCGAGACACAAUCUGGAGAGGAACCGGACAGCAAGUGUGCUAUUUGUGAUGAUGGAGACUGCGAGAACACCAAUGCUAUUGUAUUUUGCGACGGGUGCAACCUUGCCGUUCAUCAGGAAUGCUACGGCGUGCCCUUCAUUCCCGAAGGCCAGUGGCUUUGCCGCAAGUGUCAACUUUGCGGCCGAGGCAUCCCCACGUGUAUCUUUUGCCCCAACACGGACGGGGCUUUCAAGCAAACCAACUCUUCGAAAUGGGCGCACUUGCUCUGCGCAAUGUGGGUUCCAGAGGUUUCACUUGGGAAUCACACCUUUAUGGAGCCGGUAAUGGACGUUGAAAAGGUCCCCAAGACUAGAUGGAAGCUGUCUUGCUACAUCUGUCGACAGAAGAUGGGUGCGUGCAUUCAAUGCUCCAAUAAGAGUUGCUACCAAGCAUUCCAUGUCACAUGUGCGAGACGAGCACGUUUGUACCUCAAAAUGAAGACCAGUCACGGUGCUCUCGCCGUCCUGGACGGGAGCAUGAUCCUCAAAGCCUUUUGCGAUAAGCAUUGUCCGCUAGAAUACAGCAAGGAACAUAAUGUUCACCAAGCAACGCGCUCGGCCAAGAAGUUUUACAAGAGAAACAUGAAAGGCCGCAUUUGGGCCGACAAUCUGGCCAUUGCCAACGUCAUCGCAGCACAGCAACGCAACUUGUUGGCGGAAACGACCGAGAGCGGGCAGUGUGAGAAGGAAAAGUCCAUUUCGGAAAAGAGGAAGAAUGAGCAACCGCCCAAGAAUAUGUGGAAGCUGCCCUCUGGUGCCCCCAUCAUCCCGCAAGCCGUGUUCGACAUCGUUGAGGCUUCCAUUCAGCGAUUUCCUUUUCGCAAACGCAAGGAUUUCCUGAGUGAGGCUUGCCGGUACUGGACGCUGAAGCGGGAGGCCCGUCGGGGUGCGGGAUUGCUCAAGCGCCUUCAGCUACAGAUGGAGACCUUCUCGUCCAUGGAGCUGACAAGGCGAGACUUCUCCUCGAUGGGUCGAAACGGCAAAGCACGACUCGCGCGGCGGAUUGAGUUUGCAGGGGGCAUCCUCAAAGACCUUGGUCAGCUGAAGGACCUCUCGGAAAAGAUUGUGCAGCGAGAGCGGAUGAAGGUGGAUGCGGCCGAGAUCGAGGAUGAGUUUGUGAAUGAGUGCUACUUCCCAGUGGCUAAGCAUUUACCUCUGGCGAUUGAGAAGGCCAUGUCCUUGGAUAAGGACCUCUUCACGAGCGGGCUGGAGAAGCUGCAAUCCCGUGUUGGCCAACGGUUCUAUGUGACAACCGUUGCGUUUGCGCAAGAUCUCGGCGAUGUCAUCAGCACGGGGAUCCUUAAUGCCCCCUCGCCACCAGCAUCAUCGAGCAGCAGUAGCGAGUCGCGGUUCGAGGCCACGGAUGCUGCUGCGGCAAAGACAAACUUCUCGGAUAUACGGGAGCGGCGGAAACUGGGCAAGCGCAUCCUCAAGGCCGUUCAGUCUCUGCUGGAGACGGCUCUUCGAGUCGAGUCUGAAAUCUCGAACAAGCCAUACGACACGAUGCAGAAGGAGCUGGAAAGCCUGAUAGACGCCAGCGUGGACACGGCACGGGUCGCCAUCACAUCUGCUGCAGCUAAGCAAGAAGAGGAAGACACCAUCAUGGUGGACGCCCCGGACUCGUCUGAGAUCACAGUCAAGAACGGCCUCGACGACGAAGACGCCGAUGCCGAUGCCGAUGCCGAUGCCGAUGCCGACGCCGACGCCGAUGCCGAGGGCGACCCAACGGACACUGCAGAAGACGUUGACGGCCAUGAGGGCGGAAACAUAGAAGUCAACACCUCUGGCCUAGGCAUCGCUGUCGAAUCUGAAGAACCCGGCGUUUCCCUGCGCAAGAGCAGACGCACCAAGAGCAACAACAGUGUCCAGCCCUCAGAAUCACCGCCGGAAUCAGAAGCCUACGUCAACCUGGCCCCCCCGACUGCCUCGUCAACUGGCGUCCCGGGCCCACCGACACCUCCCCACUCCAACGGGAGUUUUGGCAAGGAGCCAUCAGAUCCCUUGACUGAGGGGGGCGUCGUGUGGUACUUGAAGGCGAUGCAGCCCCGGGGGACAUCCAUCCUUGGCGAGCACUGGGCUGCGGGGAGAGACGCGGUGCGCAUGCUCAGCGAGGAGCUGACUGAUCUCGACGACGAAGAGCUCAAGGGGCUCCGAGCGGAAGUGGAUGAGUCGGUUGCCGCGGGGCUGGUCAGUGGCGAUGCGGGCGAUGGCGGCAAGGCCAAGGCAAAGACCAGGAAGAGGAGAGCCUCUGGGCGGAGGAGGUAG